This is a messenger RNA of Fraxinus pennsylvanica, 753 nucleotides long. Lineage: Eukaryota; Viridiplantae; Streptophyta; Magnoliopsida; Lamiales; Oleaceae. The record is from the annotation of a GenBank genome assembly.
AUGAACUUGUCGUGCAGAGGAUCCUGGAGCUUCUGCAUUCUAUAUCUUCGUGGAGACACUAUGGAGACACACCACUGUCUCCGUGGAGACACAGAGACACAUGUCAUGAAGACAUCUCUGAACACGGGAGACACGGAGACACAUCUUCGUGGAAACACGGAGACCUUCGUAUCUCCACGGAGUUGUGUCUCUGUGUCUUCCAUGGAGACAUGGAGGAGACCGUGUCUCCGUGGGGAGACAAGGAGGCUGUCCAGUAAAAUUCUCAAGGAAAGGCUUGUUACCCUGGAAAGAGAUCUUCCCAAACUCACUGAUGAGCUUCAGCAGGAAGCACAAUUCAUUCUUGCCGUCAGGUCUUCUAGGAUAGAAUCUGUGGAAUUGCCGCCAGUUUGUAUCACAUCAGUUGGGUUCACAAUGCUGUCAGAUUGUACCACAUCAGUUGGGUUCACCAUGGCUGCAUAUCAGAGUUUAGGGUUGGGUUUGGUUGUAGAGCAAGUCCUAGGGUUUUGCUCUGAUACCAUAUCAAAAGAUUGCUCAUAUAUUUUUCAUAUAUUUCUGUACAGUGAUGAAUAUGGAUAUUUUGGCAAACCUCGUGAAUUUAACUUCUCUGUGAAGGGUCAUGUGCAGCUUGGAAAAGAUUUAAACAUAUUUGAUUUUGAUGCUGCUGUUGAGGUAAUGUUUCUGACCGUAAGGUAUUCAGCCAUCCAUUACCUAACCGUGAGGAUUUUAUUCCAUGCCAUCCUUCCAGUUACUUGA